Maudiozyma saulgeensis is the source of this 978-nucleotide messenger RNA. The record is from the annotation of a GenBank genome assembly. Lineage: Eukaryota; Fungi; Ascomycota; Saccharomycetes; Saccharomycetales; Saccharomycetaceae.
AUGUCAGAAAUUCAACCAAGUUCAUAUGUCGGUUUCGACACUAUCACUAAUCAAAUCGAACAUAGAUUAUUGAAGAAAGGUUUCCAAUUUAAUAUCAUGGUUGUUGGUAACUCCGGUCUAGGUAAAUCUACUUUGAUUAAUACCUUAUUUGCUUCCCAUUUAAUUGAUUCCAAAACGGGAGAGGAUAUUUCAAAUCUACCAAUUAGACAAACUACCGAGAUUAAGAUCUCUCAACAUACUUUAAUUGAGGACAGAGUUAAAUUGAACAUUAAUAUUAUUGAUACUCCAGGGUUUGGUGAUCAAAUUAAUAACAAUAAAGCUUGGGAACCAAUCGUUAAAUAUAUUAAGGAACAACAUUCAAAUUAUUUACGUAAGGAAUUAACUGCUCAAAGAGAAAAGUUUAUUAAGGAUACAAGAGUUCAUGCAAUUCUUUAUUUUAUUGAACCAACUGCUACGAAACAUUUGACUCCAUUAGAUGUAGCAACUUUAAGGAGGGUCUCCGAGAUUGCCAAUGUUAUACCUGUGAUUGGUAAAUCUGAUACUUUAACUAUGGCCGAAAGAGAAUCAUAUAGAGAAAUUUUACAAAAUGAUUUUAAGAAUCAUGAUUUAAAUAUCUAUCCUUAUGAUUUAGAAGAAUUGACUGAAGAUGAACUUGAAUUGAAUAAUAGUAUUAGAUCUAUUAUUCCAUUUGCUGUCGUUGGUUCUGAAAAAGAUAUAGAGAUUGAUGGUGAAACUGUUAGAGGUAGAAAGACUCGUUGGGGUGCCAUUAAUGUUGAAGACAUAAAUCAAUGUGAAUUUGUUUAUUUAAGAGAAUUUUUAAUAAGAACACAUUUGCAAGAUUUAAUAGAAACAACGUCGUUUAUUCAUUAUGAAAAAUUCAGAUCUAGACAAUUAAUUGCUUUGAAAGAAAACGCAAGUAAUCGUCAAUCAUCUGCACAAAUGCAACAACAGCAACACGCUCAACAACAAGCGGCUUAA